Molecule: messenger RNA, 8981 nt
Organism: Corythoichthys intestinalis (scribbled pipefish)
Lineage: Eukaryota; Metazoa; Chordata; Actinopteri; Syngnathiformes; Syngnathidae
Product: metal transporter CNNM4-like
Exons: 7
Coding region: 51-2033 (660 amino acids)
Biological process (GO): magnesium ion homeostasis; intracellular manganese ion homeostasis; magnesium ion transport
Cellular component (GO): cytoplasm; plasma membrane
Molecular function (GO): sodium ion transmembrane transporter activity; magnesium ion transmembrane transporter activity
Source: RefSeq, a predicted model, not a curated record
UCCCCCCUCCCUACCCUUCUCUGUCACGGUUGACAGUGAGCGAAACAAACAUGGCGACGGCGUUGAACGGACGCGGGUUUCUGGGAACUUUGCUGCUCUUGACCCACCUCGCUGUUGGCGUCCGUGCCGAAGCGGCCCUAGCGGAGCCGCGGACCGCCACGCGGAUUCUAGGCAUGCGGCUAGAGCGCAGCGACACGCCGGCCGCGACCACCGACCGCGGGGUGAUCCAGGUAACCGAGGGCAGCGACAUCCUGGUCCGGUUCUACGGGCUCCACUUGUUCCCCAACAGUUCCGCGCUGGUCCGCUUCACGGAACUCUACUCUAGCGAGUCGGAGGACGAUGCGCAUGGCGCCGUGGAUGUGUCUCUUAAUAGGACUUGCCCGGAACAUAGCAAGGAUCUGCUGGUGAAGGGCACCAUGGACGUGAGUAAUCGCAACACCUCUGGGGUGGCAAGCGUCGUCGUCAAGCAGCUCCGCAAAAGCGAGGUGGUCAAGGUGUUCGCUCUGUGCGUGCGGGACCCCCUGGACCCGCCGGACGCCUGGUCCCUGCUGGACGAGAUGGACGGGAGGGUGCGCGUGGUGGAGGUCAAGAAGUCUCUGCUCCCCAUCUGGCUCCAGGUGAUCCUCAUCUCAUUUCUCCUGGUCCUGUCGGGCAUGUUCAGCGGGCUGAACUUGGGCCUCAUGGCCCUGGACCCUAUGGAGCUGCGCAUCGUGCAGAGCUGUGGCACGGAGAAGGAGAAAAAGUACGCCCGCAAGAUCGAGCCCAUCCGUCGUAAGGGAAACUACCUGUUGUGUUCGCUCCUGCUGGGCAACGUGCUGGUGAACACUACGCUCACUAUCCUGCUGGAUGACCUGACUAAAUCGGGCGUGGGCGCUGUGGUGGCCUCCACGGUGGGCAUCGUCAUCUUCGGCGAGAUCGUGCCGCAGGCGCUGUGCUCGCGGCAUGGCCUGGCGGUGGGCGCAAACACCAUCCUAGUCACCAAACUCUUCAUGCUCCUCACCUUCCCAUUGUCGUGGCCAAUCAGCAAGAUCCUGGACUGCGUGCUGGGCCAGGAGAUUGGCACCGUCUACAACCGCGAGAAACUGGUAGAGAUGCUGAAGGUGACGGAGCCCUACAACGACUUGGUCAAGGAGGAGCUUAACAUGAUCCAGGGGGCGCUGGAGCUGCGCACCAAGACGGUGGAGGACGUGAUGACGCCGUUGGGUAACUGCUUCAUGAUCCACAGCGACGCCGUGCUGGACUUCAACACCAUGUCUGAGAUCAUGGAGAGCGGCUACACGCGGAUCCCAGUCUACGAGGGCGAGCGCUCCAAUAUUGUGGACGUGCUCUUCGUCAAGGACCUGGCCUUCGUUGAUCCGGACGACUGCACCUUGCUCAAGACUAUCACAAAGUUCUAUAACCACCCCGUACACUUUGUCUUCCAUGACACAAAGCUGGACUCCAUGCUGGAAGAGUUCAAGAAAGGCAAAUCCCACCUGGCCAUCGUGCAGAAGGUGAACAACGAGGGCGAAGGUGACCCCUUUUACGAGGUCCUAGGCCUGGUCACGCUAGAGGAUGUCAUCGAGGAAAUCAUCAAAUCGGAGAUUUUGGACGAGUCGGACCAGUAUACUGACAACCGCACCAGAAAGAAGGUGGCACCCAACAAAAACAAGAGGGACUUCUCGGCCUUCAAGCACGAGACAGAGUCCAAGGUGAAGAUUUCCCCUCAGUUGCUGCUUGCUGCGCACCGCUUCCUGGCUACAGAGGUCACCCUAUUCAGCCCGGCUCAGAUCUCCGACAAGGUGCUGCUAAGAAUCCUGCGCCACCCCGACGUCAUCCAAGAGAUCAAGUUCAACGAGAAUGACAAAUGCUCGCCGCAUCACUACAUCUACCAGAGAGGAAAAUCUGUUGACUACUUCAUUCUCAUACUGCAGGGUCGAGUGGAAGUGGAGGCCGGCAACGAGAACAUGAAAUUUGAGACUGGGCCAUUCUCCUACUACGGCAUCAUGGCACUCAGUGCUCCAAUGCUAGAAUCUUCAAGUUGCAAAGUAUGAUAAUAUUCUUACAUAUCAUAAUCCCCUCCCCACAUCAAUAUGCUCACAACAAGAAGCCUGAAGCCACCUUAGUUUUGCAUGUGGGCACCUAUUUUGUCCGUUGGCAUCGGGUUCCACCGGUCGGUCACUUUUUGUACUUUCUCCUCUCAGCAGCCGCUCCCCGUCCUCGCCUCCUCUCCUUUAAGAGGUUUUCUCUGUUCGCUCGCUUGCCAGGUAACUUCCGGCAUGUUGGGGUGUCUUUAACACCGAUGGGAGGGUGAUAGUAAAGUCUUAGUCUUUGAUUGGAAAUAAAGUGUCAAAGUAGCCCUAGUGAACUAACGUAGCCAUCAACGUUGUCACUCAUUGCAACAAAAUCAAAGACCUUGUCGGGAAAACCGUGAACGCAUAGCCAACGUUGCUAAGCCAUUAGCGGCUAGUGCGAAAUCAGACUUGAGUUACUUCAUAAUUUUAGUUUGCAUGUUAGGAGAAUAUUAGACAAUGUAGCUUCUAAGAUUCUAACUCUUUCAUCAUUUUCCAGGUAAUUGCUUGACAUCCAGUUGGAAACAUUUGAUGAUGAGGGGGAAAAAAUGUCAAUUAUUUCAAUUGACCCUUUACAAGACAAGUUAAUAUUGGGUUAUUUAAAAAAACUCUUAAAGACUUGCCGUCCACAUACGCCACAUCACAUUUUGGAUCAUAGAGAUACGGGCUCAUACGUCUCGUACCAUUAUGACUUUAUUGUUGUAAUAUUAUGACUUUAUGGUUGUAAUAUUAAGUCAUUAUUGUUGUGAUAUCAAGUCAUUAAUGUUGUAGUAUUAACUAUUAUUGAUUUUAUUUAAGACUUUUUUUUUUUUUUUUUUGGUCGUAGUAAUGUAUUAUGAUUUUAUUGUCGAAGUAUUUAGACUAGGGAUGUCCCAAUUGGAUAUUUUUGCACCUGACCCAGAGUCUGAGUCACAUGAUUUUGAGAAUCUGCCGAUACCGAGUCAUAAUCCAAUACCAUACAUACAUUUUACAGUACAGUACAAUACAGUACUUCUUGUUGCGGAGUAUAAAGCAUAUAUAUUUUUGUUUCUUUUGGCAAUGUCAUAAUUUUUCUGUUUUUUUUUUUUUUUUUUACUUUUUAGCACUUUGAAAUAUUAUGGCGGAAAACACAGACAAGGCUGAAAAAGCAGUUUCUGCUCUUGCACCCCUUUUUAAAAUAAACUGCUGUAUUUUAAGCCAAAAGAACUGUUGUGUUUGAUAGAACAAUAUGUCUGUAUGAUGCCAUAGUUGAUUCAUGGCGCAUUAAGUCCCAGAACUAUUUUUAAUUUGUCCGUUUUACCGUGGAAACCCUCGUUUACAUCCUAGCCAUAAAAAGAAGGUAAUUAAUCAUAUUUAUUAUUCGAAAUGUCUCAUUUUUAGCUUAGAAUCAUUAAUUGAAUUCUAGUAUUUAGUUUAAAAAAAAAAACAUUUAAAAAAAUUAUUGACUCGCAUAUUUUAACCUUUUGAGCAAAUUAUGUUACAAUGAAAAAAUGGGCGUCUGUAAAAAAGUCACGGAUAUCUACCUCAUAACUAUCGCUUAAUUGUAUUUUUUUCCGUUACGGUCUCAUUUUCCGUUGGCAUAUUAUUGGCAAUAUUUUAGAUGAUAAAUAAUCGAUCCAAAGAAAAAUUGAAAGAAAGAAAAACGUUUAAAAUGGUAAAUAUAUGAAAAUGAAAAUCUCGACCACUCCUGUCUGCGAUUUCUGCAUCGCGACCCUUGUUAUAUUACCAUAUUUCACCCAUAAAAUCCCCCAAAACUCCGGCUGUGGCCAUUCACAGCUGUGUCUUGACACUCAGUGAUACAUGCUACAUGGAGUUUUUGGAUCGAAAAGAGGUAAGUACACGAUAAUAUCUCGUUAAAAUCGUGGCAUCUUUAUUUAUCCUAUCGUGUGCUCUCACCUCCAGUUAGGGUUUUGCUGUUAAAAUUAUUUAUUUAUUUAUUUAUUUUUAAUAUGCCCUCCUGUUCAAAAUUUUUCUUCCCCCAGAAAAUUGCUAUUUUAAGCUUUCCAAUGAUGUAUCACGCAUGCAUUUAGCACAAUUUUGAAAUUUGGGCAAAUUGGGGGUCUCGGAGCAGAACUUCAAGUCACCUGAGUGUUUUCUGCCAUAUAUAUAUUUAAAAAUUAAAAACGCGAUCCUUUUCACCCGAUUACGAUCCUCUGAAAAAUACCAUAUCGGCCCAAUUUCAGAUCAGGCAAUUGGAUCAGUAAUGUCCCAAAUUUAGAUGUGAUUGUCGUAGUAUUUAGACGUUAUUGUCGUAGUAUUUAGAUGUUAUUGUCGUAGUAUUAAGUCUUUAUUGUUGUACUAUUACUUUUUUUCUCGUAAAAUUAUUCUUCUAAGCCUAAUACGCCACCGUAAAUGUGUUAUGUAGUUGUAUAUACUUUAUUUUUUUAAUUAAGUACAGUAGUUCUAAAUAAAUUAUUUUAGUACCAUUUUGUCUUCCUUGUGGUUCCCUACUGGAUGUUAGAAGGUUCACAUAACAAGCCAUAAACAUCUAACCACUAACUCACAUUUUAACUGGUUCAUUUUAGUUUGUAGCUAGCUUUACUGCCUAGAAGAAGACAAGUAUCUAACGUUGAAGUUGCCGUGUGUAGGUAAAACCGUGUCCUAUGACUCACUGAGGCCUCCUGCUGGACGACUCACGCUGACUGGUAAUCGUCAUUAGCGUGUGUAUGUGUGACCACGCCUUUGUGCAUGACACAGUUUUUGUGUGAUGCACUCAUUGCACUGCAUUGUUUGUCAUGGAAGUGUGCGUGCUUGUGUUAGUGGCCUUGUGGAAAAUAACCAAAGAAAUACUUUUGGAUGCCUCCAGGCCAUCGUUAAAAAUGUUAUUAAACAGAUGUUUGUGACUAAUUGUGUGACAAAAUGAUGAAACAGCUGAUGGAAAGUUUUUCCUCUUGGUUUUAUCUUCACUUUGACACUGUGGACAAACUAAAAAUGUGUGUUCAACUUUUAACUUUGGAGCUGCCAUAGACGACAUCCAAUCCAUUUGAACUGGGAGGGCUGGCAACGCUGCUAACCCUCGCAUUUCAAAUGGAUUGGACGUCUAUCGUUGUCAUUGGCACUCAACCCUUUAUAGGGCAAUUCCCUAUUUUUGGUCAUUUAAAAAAACUUCAGCUUUGGGUCACAAUUUGGGUCACUUCCUGUUCAAUUCGGGUCAAUUUCUGUUGAUUUAGGUUCAAUUCCAGGCCACUUCCUGUUGCUUUUUUGGUUAUUUCCAAAACUGGUCCCAAAAGCACUCUUAAGUAAAUUUUGGAGUGUUUAGUAGUAAAAGUCCACCAAAUGCCCUAUGAAGGGUAAAAGGAGCACGAGGGCUAGGGUUAACUUUGUUCAUAUUCCAAAUGUCAGCUCACUAUAUUAACACAAAGAUACAGUAAAAGAGCAGAGUUACGAGCUCCAUGUUUGUCAGUGUUUGUUUUGCCAUGAUGGGAAGGGAACUACCGUUCAUCUCUCAGCACCCUGGCACAUAAUAUUUCAUUUGCUAAUGUAUUGACAGCAUCCAAAAAGAUGCCGCCAUUUUUAAUAACAAUUACCAACCAACAUACCGUAAUUUUCUGACUAUAAGGCGCACCUGACUAAAAGCUGCCACUCGCCAAAUUUGGCACGAAAACGGCAUUUGUUCAUAGAUAGGCCACAGCUGUCCUCACUGUAUUAUGGGAUAUUUACACAAAAGAUACGAACUGGUAACACUUUAUUUGACAGCAGUGUCAUAAGACUGUCAUAAUUAUGACAUGACAAUGUCAUGGGCUUUAAUGAAUGCUUAUGACGAUGUCAUUAAGUGUCAUCUGGCAAAUGAUCUCACUUUUUAAUGGAGGUAAAAGAUCUGAACUGGACAUACACUGCUGGCCAAAAGUAUUGGCACCCAUGCAAUUCUGUCAGAUAUUGCUCAAUUUCUCCCAGAAAAUGAUAACAAUUACAGACGCUUUGGUAGAAAUAUCUUUAUUUAUUUUGCUUGCAAUGAAAAAACACACAAGAGAAUGGAAACAUUUUGUAAUCAUUAUCAUUUUACACAAAACUCCAAAAAAAUGGGCUGGACAAAGGUAUUGGGACCCUUUGAAAAAUCAUGUGAUGCUUCUCUAAUUUGUGUAAUUAACUGCACCUGUUACUUAUCUGUGGCAUAUAACAACGUGGUGGCAAUAACUAAGGGCCCAAGUACACCAGCUGCAUGAUCGUUGCGGUUCCAGUCCGGUUCAGUGUUGACUGCGUGCCACGCAGUACGUCAAAAACAGGCAAAUCAUACUGGCUGCGAAAAACACACGGAGUCUAUACUCAUCAGAGAAGCAGAGAGAGAGCACAUUUUUUCUUUGCAUAUUGAUAUUUUAUGUCUCUUAAUUCCAGAUUGACUGCAUCAUGUUGAGAUCAGGGCUCCGUGUGUGGGGGGAAGGGGGCGGGGCCCUAUUAUGCCCUUGGUUGUGUCGGUGGGUUUAUAUCUUUGUGCACAUUUAAAAUUAUGGCACAUAACAUGUCAUAGAGCUGUUAUAAACAACUGUUAAAUAAUCUGCAAUAUUUAUAAAAUGGAUAGCGAAUUAUAUACUACACGAGCUAAAAAACAGCGUACUUGGAAUUGGUGUCUCAACACUGCAGAUUCCUGUGCCCAGUGCAAACUGUUGGUUUUUCUAUGAAAAGUCAAGUAAAAUGUAGGAAAGAAAGAGAAACGUCUCAAAUAGACCACCAGGUUGAAACUUGUGGGUGUCUCUAUUCUCUUUCGUACUUUUCCCCCUCGACUCUGUAUACAAACCGCCAUUGUGUGUGCGCCGGGCACGAGAAUUUCUGCAGUGGAACCACUUCCAGAUACGCUGCUUUUUUUUUUUUCGCUCAAAGUUGUCAGCACGUCGUGUGUUUGAUAUCAUUGCCAGAAAAACACACAUAAUAGGACACCUUGCAGCUUCGCUUUUAAUGCUGUCCUUAUAAUAACGAUCUGCUGCAUCAUAUAUCACUUUGUGACUUUCCAGCUCCAUGAUGAAACAUUCUUCGUCCAUGUUCGCUGGUGUUUAAACCGUGAAUAAACAACUGGGCUGUUACGUCCAGGACCAGCUCCGCCCAUUUUCUCGGAUGCGUGUCCGGCAAAAAUAGAAAAUAGCCUAUACCAUCCGGCGGGCAUGUGGCACGCCGGAGAUGGUUCGCAGUCAAUCCGGAGCACUGACGCGGCCGGUAUACGUUGAAUAAUAGGAUAUAAUGGGAACUGAUUGGCUCCGGUGCUAUUUUUUACCGGAGUCGGACCGGAACCGCAACGAUCAUGCCUCUGGUGUACUUGGGCCCUAAAUCACACUUGCAGCCAGUUAAAAUCGAUUAAAGUUGACUCCUUGUGUGUACCACAUUGAGCAUGGAGAAAAGAAAGAAAACCAAAGAACCGUCUAAGGACUUGAAGAGUAAAAUUGUGAGAAAGCAUGGGCAUCUCAAGGCUACAAGUCCAUCUCCAAAGACCUGAACGUUCCUGUGUCUACCAUGCCAUCAAUAAGUGUGUCAUCAAUAAGUGUAAAGCCCAUGGCACAGUGGCUAAGCUCCCUAGAUGUGGACGUAAAAGAAAAAUGUAUUAAAGUUUUUAAAGAAAGAUUGAACCUCGACUGAAGAACCUCAACUAACAUCCAAACAAGUUCCAACUGUCCUGCAGUCCAAGGGUACAACAGUGUCAACCUGAACUAUCCUGCGGCAUCUGAAUGAAAAGAGACUCUAUGGUAGGAUACCCAGGAAGACCCCACCACUGACCCAGAAACAUAAAAAAGUUGGGCUUGAGUUGGCCAAAACUUAACUGAGAAAGCCAAAAACGUUUUGGAAGAAUGUUCUCUGGUCAGAUGAGACAAAAGUAGAGCUUUUGGGGAAAAAGGCAUCAACAUAGAGUUUACAGGAAAAAAAAACAAGGCCUUCAAAGAAAACAACACGAUCCCCACAGUUAAACAUGGUGGAGGUUCCCUGAUGUUUUGAGGUUGCUUUGCUGCCUCUGGCACUGGACUACUUGACCGUGUGCAUGGCAUUAUGAAGUCUGAAGACUACCAACAUAUUUUGCAGUAUAAUGUAGGGCCCAGUGUAAGAAAGUUGGGUCUCCCUCAGAGAUCAUUGGUCUUCCAGCAGGACAAUGACCAGAAACACACUUCAAAAAGCACUGGAAAAUGGUUUGAGAGAGCACUGGAGACUUUUGGGCAGCACUGUAAAUUGAGUUAGUGACAAAAUUUGUCAAAUGAAUUUCAUUAAUGCCCAUGACAGUGUCAUGUCAUAAUUAUGACUCAUAUAAAUGUCUUAUGACGCCGCUGUCAAAUAAAGCGUUACCUAUUAACCCAAAUAAAUCAACAAAUAAGACUCACUGGACUAUAAGCUGCAGGAUUCAAAAUGAGGGGAAAAAGUAGCAGCUUAUAGUUGGAAAAUUACGGUAUGUACACGCGUAAAGACACUGUCUUUUCCCCGUUCAAUGGACCCACAUGCUAAACAACGAAGCACGAGCAUGCCGACAAUUUACCAUACAUAAAGGUACUGUAUUGCAGGAAAACUCAAAAGUACAGUACAUCACUUGUCAGGAGGAAGUCGUCGUUUCAAUUGCCUCCGUUGAUUGAAAAUAUCUUCGAUGCAUAUCCUUGUUUUGUAUCUUAAUUUGUCCUGACUCAUUUGACAUUCGGAACGAGGAGUUUUUGGUCUACUGGUGGACAUCAUGACUGUCAAAGUGGUAGCAACCUUAGUUUACGUAGCCUACAGAGCUGUGGCAACCUGGAUGAAGACCAAGAACUGAUCUCGUAAUUGCCUGAUUGAUGGAGUGCGGGACAUCAGUUGUAAACACAGGACCCAAGCAUAGUAUCGACUUUUAAAAUGGGGAAAAUCUCGGCUCAGCUAUUGGGGAAAGACAUGUUUCUUUAAUAUCUUAAAAUACUAAGGCCAUUUGUAGGUGUAAAUGUGACAUCGUGCUGUUUCAAGCAUGAUUAAUCAGCACCAGUUCAAAUGGGUGGAACGUCUACCGCAAUAUGUUAACGU